This is a messenger RNA of Strongylocentrotus purpuratus (purple sea urchin), 2459 nucleotides long. RefSeq names its product E3 ubiquitin-protein ligase ZNRF3. The record is from RefSeq and is a predicted model, not a curated record. The transcript is spliced from 8 exons. Gene Ontology annotation, biological process: ubiquitin-dependent protein catabolic process. Gene Ontology annotation, molecular function: ubiquitin protein ligase activity. Lineage: Eukaryota; Metazoa; Echinodermata; Echinoidea; Camarodonta; Strongylocentrotidae. Bases 272 to 2296 code for a protein of 674 amino acids.
GUUCCAUCCCAGAGGCCUGUGCAACGAUUACGAUGACGAUGAAACGGAAUUUGGAACGGUUGCAGUGGUCAACCUGGAGUCUUCCUACAUUGAUCCUCAUCCAUGCCUCUCUGUGUAUGACAAGGCCAAAAGAGCAAUACAUCGUGGCGCCACAGCAGUCAUCUUUGUGGUGUCGGACAGCCCUUCAGCCAUUUCACAGUUGGAAGCAGAGAAGUCUGCUCCGUUGGAUCGUCCUAUCGUAUUAUUGACCGGUCAAGAUGCCCAUAAGCUGAUGGAGAUAGUCAACCAGGUGGAGGAGGCCUGGGCUAGGAUACAACCCCCUCCUCAACUCAACCCAGACCCGAGUUCCAACGAGUUCUUCGACAUGGGCAUCUUUGUGGCAUUCUUCAUCCUCAUCUCCAUCAUAUGUCUGCUUCUUGUUCUCAAGUUGAGAUGGAGACAGAAGAGAAAACAGUCCUCCCAAGCCAGGCAAGCCAUGAACGCACUCUCCAAGAUGGAGGUCAGGAAGUACUGUCGUAACCACGAGCCGCGGUACUCGCAGAAGAUCCUACCCGAUGACCGUUGGGCUACCACGCUCAGUAUAGCAUCGGACGGUACCAUCUGUGCUAUAUGUCUAGAAGAGUUUCGAGAAGGAGAGGAAGUCAGGAUAGUACCGUGUGCACAUGAGUUUCAUAAACACUGCGUGGAUCCGUGGUUGCUGUCAAACCGAACCUGUCCUCUGUGUAUGUUUAAUAUAUUAGAUUGUGGACUUGAUGGAAAAAGUUCUGAGGCUUCCCCAUCAGGUCAUGUCAGUCCCGUUGAUCAACAACUUCGAGUCAGCUUGCCAAAUUCACCCACAAGAGAUGCAUCCUGGGAAGGCGUGUACGCCGCACCCCCAAACCACCAUCACCACCGAACAUCAUCAUCAUCGCAUCACCACCACCACCACCAUCAUAAACAUUCCAAAAGCCGCUGUCCACAGUCGAUGUCCAAGCGGGAUCACCGGUCAGCGGCAGUGAGUGGUUCCAACGUCCGGGAGGGUGUGCCGCGCCUCCCGUCCACCUCUCAAAGCCAGCUGGAGAGGUGGUUUGGGCGUGGCCCGUUAACGUGGCAGUCAAACUGUGAAUAUGUGUGCUCUCAUUGCCAUAGACAUAUCAACUGUAACGGUCAGUACAACUCCCGGUGCGUCACACCACGCCAGCUUGGUCUAGCUUCGUUUGAAAGCCACUAUGUGGUGAAUUCAUCGUACGUCCCUUGGAGUGGUGGUGGUGGUGGUAGUGGUGGUGGGGUUAAUUGCUCACGUGGUGCUAGCGGUAAGAGGGGUGUGUCUCAGGGAUCCAGACAUUACCGGGAUCAGUGCCAUGUGCCGGUCCAGGUGCACCUGGAGGCGGUCACGUCGACGGCCUGUCAGCAGGGCGCCACCAACCAGCUCAGGGGUUCGGAGUCAAGCAGCAGCCUCAGCUUAUCAGCGUUCAAUGCAGACUUUGAGUGCAGUGAUUCCACCAGUAGCCCUGAAAACUUUGACAGCACGCAGAGCGUGUAUGGUAGCUCUACUACAUGUCAUAGUGAGGUAACAGGAUGUGACCCUUGUGUGUAUUCAAGACCAGGGGUCGUUCAACAGUAUUGGAAUGUAGGCCCACCGGCACAACUAACACCUUCAUGCUUAAUCAAAGGAAAAGUACAAAAUGCAAAUCGUAAACAGAAUAGCAAAUCAGACAGUGAUGACCCGAAGCGAUCGGGGAGCGAUGCCAACGCCAGCGCCAGCAGCGGUAGUAAUUUCUCGACGCGAGUCAACACGUCGAGAAGAGACGGCAUCCAGCCCUACAAACCUCAGAGCAGUGUAUCAACGGUCACGACACCAGACUCUGUAUCAUCCCAAGUUAGGGGUAAUCAUGUGUGCUCCCCCUCCUCCAAAUCCCCUUCCCCGUCGGAGUCCAAGACGGGCACGCCAAACACCAUCACCCCUCAGACGCAUUAUCCGCAACCCUUGCCCAAAUCAUCAGACUCUAGCCGGCAGCAGACGCCGUGUGCGUGCUGCUGCGGUAACAACGAGGUGUGGGACCAACGGAGCCCCGCGCCGUCACCCGAAGAUAAGACUCCCUCUGGUGGCAAACCUGAGAGAGGGUCGAAGGGUCAUCGGAGGUCAAGUAGAGGGACACCCACCAGGAAACCAAGAGCUCAUCUGACUCUGCCAGUGCAAUCUGUAGCUACUCUCAAGAAUACCCAGGGAACAGUCAUCACUAUGCCUAUCCAAGGGACUUCUCCUUCUGUUUCUGCUGCCAACACAUCACGCAAGGUCAUGGAAGAAAUAGUAUGACCCCUGACCUUUGACCUUGUGCACACCUACCCUUUGUCAACCAGCUAGCCUCUGAUGCAUACACCUAUUAAAGUUAUUAUCGUUUUGCACGUACAUAAGAUUUAAAAAACAGGGUAAAACAAUUCAGUACUUUCACCAUUCCAUGCACCUAAGAUGUAUGUUC